AAUUACCGUAUAAAGCGAAGGAAAGCGGGUUUCCUGAAAGGCGCCUUCCUUUUCCCAUCUGCACACUUCCGCCACAUCACAGCACCGCCGCCGGGACAGCUUUGCUUUCCCACCUCCUCGCGCCGCCGGGAUCCGCGUAGAGCUCGUCCUCCCCGCCGCCGCCGGCAGGAGCUCCCUCGCUCGCUUGCUCGCCGGGAACCCCGUCUCCCGCCGGCCGCCGCACCCUUCUCCGCCGUCAGAGGAAAGCAGCAGGCAAAGCGGAACAGCGCGGGCCGAGGAAGGGGUAGGUGAGGAGGGGAGAUGGCCGGCGCGGGGAGGAAGGUGGCAGUCGCCGCCGUGCAGUUCGCCUGCACCGACACGGUGGCCGACAACGUCGCCGCCGCCGAGAGGUUGAUUAGAGAAGCUCAUAAGAAAGGCGCGAACAUUGUCCUCAUUCAGGAGCUAUUUGAGGGGCACUAUUUCUGUCAGGCUCAAAGGAUGGAUUUCUUUGGGCGUGCCAAGCCUUAUAAAGAGAACCCGACUAUAAUGAGAAUGCAAAAGCUUGCAAAGGAGUUGGAUGUUGUAAUACCUGUAAGUUUCUUUGAAGAAGCGGGCAAUGCUCAUUACAAUUCCGUGGCCAUUAUUGAUGCUGAUGGCACCGAUCUUGGCCUAUACCGCAAAUCACACAUUCCAGAUGGACCAGGUUAUCAAGAGAAAUUUUAUUUCAACCCGGGUGACACUGGAUUCAAGGCUUUCAAAACCAAGUAUGCAACAAUUGGUGUUGGAAUUUGUUGGGACCAGUGGUUUCCAGAGACCGCAAGGGCUAUGGUGCUACAGGGGGCGGAGAUAUUGUUCUAUCCCACUGCUAUUGGUUCUGAACCCCAGGAUAUGAACCUGGAUUCCCGCGAACACUGGAAGCGUGUCAUGCAAGGCCAUGCCGGUGCUAACUUGGUUCCUCUUGUUGCUUCUAACCGGAUAGGAAAGGAAACUGUCGAGACUGAGCAUGGGAACAGCACCAUAAAAUUCUACGGGAACUCAUUCAUCGCAGGGCCAACUGGAGAAAUCGUGAAGCUUGCAAAUGACAAAGACGAGGAGGUGCUCGUGGCAGAGUUUGACUUGGACGAGAUCAAAUCUACGAGACACGGCUGGGGGAUAUUCAGGGACAGGCGUCCUGAUCUAUACAAAGUGCUACUGACGUUGGAUGGCAAGACAUCAUCAUCAUCCUAGGUUCCACUUUUAUGAAGACGACAUGAACUCCAGAAUGCUAUACUGGGAAAACACAGGGUCCGUAAGUCUAGCUUCCCCCUGCAAAAGAAAUGGUUUGCCUCUUUGCAACGUAUCCCCGUGUUUGCGACUCGGUGAUUUUCCACCAAUAGAGCAUUAAUAAAAUACUGUCAUGUAAGAGAAUAUUUGCUCCUACAAGUAUGAAGAUGAGGGAUCAAAGCAAUAUAAUAAUGAUGCAUCGCAUUUGUUGAAACA
This is a messenger RNA of Triticum aestivum (bread wheat), 1458 nucleotides long. Its product is annotated as N-carbamoylputrescine amidase. The record is from RefSeq and is a predicted model, not a curated record. The transcript has 10 exons. The coding region runs from base 301 to 1206 and encodes 301 amino acids. Gene Ontology annotation, molecular function: N-carbamoylputrescine amidase activity. NCBI's taxonomy places the organism in Eukaryota, Viridiplantae, Streptophyta, Magnoliopsida, Poales, Poaceae.